AUGAGCAUUUGCCUGGGCCCGCGAAGGAUACUCCAGGGCCACAGCCUUUUCCAAGCCCGGAGACAUGCGUUUCCUCUACCGUUGACGCCAUUCCGGCUCUCAUUUGGGGGACCUCGACUUGAAUUUCACAGCUCAGCACGCAACGAUGACCAGCAGCCGAGCGCUCUACCAAACCGCAAACCAUGUCCUGUUCCACCAGGACUACGCAAAGAUCCGACCGAAUGGAUAAAACAUUUAGAAAAGUUUAUUCCCCAGCGGAAUCUAGAUAAGAGCUCUACCACGGCCGGGACGAUGGAACAGAAGAGUGAACAAAAAGAAUGUGAAGCGAUAUUGGAGCUUUUAUAUCAAGCGAGGGAACAACUUGGCUUUGACCUUCUUACUAUCCUUGGGUUUAAAUUGGACAGAUGGCAGGACUUCCAUGCUAUAGUCAACAAGCUCUUAAAUUUCACAAACGAGAACCGACCCCGAGCGCGGCGAGAGCAACUACCGUCAAAUAUCCGCUGGGCUAGCUUGGGCUCGUUUGAUGACUUGUCUAGUGAUACGCUGAGAUCCAUUGAGCCUAGUGACAUAAAGUACGGUGACGAUGAUAUCCAUGCUUCAUCGUUUAACACCUAUCUGGAAGGAUCAAAUCUGCACAACCAACUGAGGAACCCGGACAGAAGACCCGAGGUGAUGAGUGAACUCUGGCAGAGUUUGGGUAUCUUCAUCCUUGAGGCAGCAGAUCUACCCACAGAGGAGGGUUUUUUAGUUAUGUCACAUUUUUACCGUGUGGUUGCCCACCUUCAUCAUCUUGAUAUGAUACCACCCCAAGUAUACAAAUAUGUGCCUAAACGCGACCCAGCCCUGCCAAAUCGGCCACCCGGAAUGUAUCUCCUCUCAUAUCCCAUAAUGAGCGUAUUAUCAGACGCCGCAUGGGAGGCAGCUGCCACACAGGAUGCCAUUGAUGGAGCCGAGCCAGGUACAACACCCUAUAUACCGCCCCUAACAUACAAGUCAAAGCAGCUUGGUUUCGGCAUCUGGCUCGAGUUUGUUCUCUGGUGCUGUGUUGAAGAAGGCUGUGCGGUAGGAGCCACCUGGAUACUUCAGAUGUCGCGCAAUCGUUCAAAAACAUGGAGUAUAAAGAGUUGGGCCGCACUUUGUCAAACCAAUGGGUCAAUUGACCCUCUGAAAAUGAGUCAUUAUGAUACUUGGGCAGAAUGUGGAGAAUUGUCGAAUGAACGCUCUGCUGGCCGAUCGCAUCGUCCAUUUCUCGGGAUGGGGGAACGGACGAUUACCAAGGAAGUCGUUAUUUCCAUAAUGGAUGGACUAAUAAACUCCCUCGAGGUAGAGACUGGCACUCAAGGAGACUCAUUCCGGUUUGUUUGGGUGCGAUUAGGCCUGCUACGGGCGCUCUUAGGCAGGAACAAAUUGUCCCUUUCCCAAGAAGAUCUCACCUAUUUGAUUGUUCGCAUUCUUGAGACGGAAGCCAUUAUACCAGAAAUAAAACCUCAAUCUCUUGAACUUCUGCUCAACCAAGCCUCAUACAUCCAUCCCCAAGAACAGUUGGCUCAUUCUUCUAGUCCUGGGCUUGAAAAUGCACACCAGCAAGAGUAUCAUCCGGCGAACUCUCUGGUAGUAUUAGGGCUAUAUCAGUAUGCUUUGAAUAUAUAUGCAUCGAGUGGCAAUAUUUCCGGCACCAUUGAUGUCUUUGAAAGAUUGCUAGGAGAUGUUGAUCCGAAGAAAGUUGCUGAAGUUCGUGAUUCUGUUCUAGACCCCAAAUAUUGCAUCAUGGCACACCGGGUUCGUCAAACAGUACACAGUCACUUUCGAAAUUCAAAGUCUGCUAGUCAAUCUCAGAAUUUCGAACUGCCACCGGUAUCUUGGGCAUUACUUCUGGAUACUCUGACCUCUUCUCGUUUGUAUCGACUUGCGGACUGGGUAACAGAUUCAUGCGCGGAAGCCUUGAAAAUGUCCACAUCCCGGACUCGUGAAGGCGCUCUUAUUACAGAUUCUUUAAUCCGGCUUGCAACUGCGACAAAAAACCAUCAACUAUAUUCUAAUGCUAUCAAGAGACUUAGAUUUCCCCUUGAGCGUCAGACAUUGAUUUUAAUGUUAAAUUGGAGAAUUGGAGAGUGUAACUGGACAGGCGCUGUUGAGCUGCUCCAUUAUCUUCGAGAUGCAAAACUUUCGCAGUGGGAUGUUGAAAAUAUAACAUCUCUUGGGGCAAUGAUAAUUCGAUUAGAAAAUUGGCAAUCCAGUACAGAUCAAUCCGAGCUUGAUCCCACUCUUGCCAAAAGUCAAGCUGAAACUCUAGGAUUAGCGAAUACUCUUCUGGUUGACUCCUUGAAUGGAAAAUUCAACCAGCACUAUAGCUAUGCCAACGGUCUACGUGUACCUGAAGCAACGCUGAAUCGAUUAUAUCGUGUCUUCAGCUCCAUUCCCGGCAGCCUGUCUAGAGUCUGCCACGAGGUACAACUGCAAUGGAGUCGUCCGUUUGAACCUGAUUACUACAUCCCUUCUUACGCAUUCAAUCAGCUUCUCGUUGCCGUGGUUGAUACACAAGGCUCGCUUGCCGGAAAGCGACUAUGGGACAAAGUUUGCAUUGAUCCAUUAUUGAUGGUUAAUCCAACUCGCAAUCGCAAGCAACAAACGAUUAAGACCAGGCUCCCCUUCAACUCAAGAUCUAUCUAUCCCAAGAAGACUCCCCUAGUCUCGCCAGAUCUUACCACGGUCCGGAUUAUUGCGAAUGCAGCACUUGAAGAGCAAAAGAGCCUUCAGCAGCGUGGCCAUUACCCUAUUUAUUCCGCUACCGAACCACUGACCUCUGAAAAGUAUACUGCUGAAAGUGUUGGCAGCGUUCUAGCUUGGAGUGCUAGAGCGUAUGAGCGCCUUGGUCUUAGCCCUCGAGAGAUCAAUAGGGAACUUGAUGGAUAUCCGACACAAAAAGCAACCCGUCCAACGGAUGUACCACCGUCGGCUCUUGUCUGA
This is a messenger RNA of Microsporum canis CBS 113480, 2967 nucleotides long. RefSeq lists its product as hypothetical. The coding region runs from base 1 to 2967 and encodes 988 amino acids. NCBI's taxonomy places the organism in Eukaryota, Fungi, Ascomycota, Eurotiomycetes, Onygenales, Arthrodermataceae. The transcript has a single exon. The record is from RefSeq and is a predicted model, not a curated record.